Messenger RNA from Panicum hallii, 1950 nucleotides. RefSeq names its product phosphatidylinositol transfer protein 3-like. The transcript has 6 exons. The record is from RefSeq and is a predicted model, not a curated record. Lineage: Eukaryota; Viridiplantae; Streptophyta; Magnoliopsida; Poales; Poaceae. Bases 888 to 1775 code for a protein of 295 amino acids. Gene Ontology annotation, molecular function: phosphatidylinositol transfer activity.
AGAAGCCAGCCACAGACGGUUGACCAAUCCCUUCUCUCCCGGCAAGGUGCCAAGCGCGUGCGAUUCCAUUCCGGACGGCGGAGGCCGGUGUGCGUUGAUUGCUGCGCCCCCAAAGGACAGGAGGUGAGGACCAGCGAGCCUGGUGGAGAGGGAGGAAAAUUCCAGUCCAACUCUAGCGCUUCCCUUUCUCCUCCUCUUCUACACGGCGGCGAGCCGGCGACGGGCCUGGUCAGGUCGAUCCGUCUUGCCGCCAUUGCGGUGAUUCGCAGCUUCUUCCUGCCGGGCGCCUGGCGUAUCCUAUUCCUGGUACGGAGCCUUUCUUGAUCUUUUCUUUUUUUGCUUUUUGUUUCCGUUCGCGUUCUUGCCGUCUGCAUGGAUUGCUGGAAGGUUCGGUGGAUUCGUUGCCGGCUUGUGUUCUGAUAACCCAUCAUCCACAGCUAAAGUCCCUGUUCUGCUACAAUCCUGCUUCUCUGUUCUUUCAUUCUUUGUUUAUAGAAAUUUAUGCCGCAAGUUGUAUGGACAGGAUCAUGUUUGAGGGGAAAGCUAUGCUGGUUGAGAAUUAGGAGAUCUUGAUACCUGUUCGAUGGAUGUUCUUGUUUGAAUCUAGCAUGGUGAUUUGUUAGAUCUAAUAUUCUUCUUCAAUUCGAGUUCAUGGAUAUAGGCCAGGAGAACACAGCCUUUUCUCUUUACCUGGAGGUUAUACACUUAUAGGAACCGGGGAAAAAAAUCAAUGGCGUCAUCCCAGUUAAUCAUCAUAAUUAAAUUUGUCAUUUUCGCUGUGCAUGCACAUUACUAUCACUAUCAGCAGAAAAAUUUCAGAUGGGAGUCAAGGGGACAUAAAGUAUGUACAUCAUCAAGGUUGAGCAUAAUUGAGAGUGGAAGAAAUCAUGUUCAGGAGAAAGCAUGCCUCUCAUUUCAACUCCAGUGAUGCUGAGCAAAGACAAGCAAAGAUAGACGAAUUAAAAUCUGCACUUGGGCCUUUGUCUGCCCGCGGCGAGAAGUACUGCAGUGAAGCAUGUUUGACAAGAUAUCUAGAAGCCCGGAACUGGAAUGUUACCAAGUCGAAAAAAAUGCUGGAAGAAAGCCUCAAGUGGAGGGCAGCAUAUAGGCCCGAGGAUAUUCGCUGGCCUGAUGUUGAUGUUGAAGCGGAAACUGGCAAAAUGUACAGGGCAAGUUUUCGAGAUAGAGAGGGAAGAACCGUUGUAAUUAUGAGACCUACAAAGGAGAAUACAACGUCCCAUGACGGGCAAAUCCGGUUUCUUGUAUAUGUUUUGGAGAACGCAAUCCUGAGCCUUCCUGAAGGUCAAGAGAAAAUGGUAUGGCUGAUAGACUUCACAGGAUGGACAAUGGCCCAUGCCACGCCUAUAAAGACUGCCAGAGAAUCUACAAGCAUCCUGCAAAAUUAUUACCCUGAGAGGCUGGGCAUUGCAUUUCUGUUUAAUCCCCCAAAAGUAUUUGAAGCUUUUUACAAGGCUGUCAAAUAUUUCCUUGACCCGAGAUCAAUCGAGAAGCUGAACUUCGUGUACCUGAAGGAUGAGGAGAGCAUGAAGGUCCUGUACAAGUGCAUUGAUCCGGAGGUCCUUCCGGUAGACUUCGGAGGGAGGAACAAUGUGGCGUACAACCACGAGGAGUACACCAAGUUGAUGCUGAAAGAUGACAUCAAAACCUCAAGCUUCUGGUCAGAUGACGCAAAACCUGUCAACCGUGUCGCCAAUGGGAACUUGGUUGCCGAUGUCACACCUCAGUCAUCGCUAAUUGCUGCUAAAGCCAGUUGAGGGAUUAUCAGCCUGUUCUGACCGGAGAUAUUCGCAUAGCUUUAAUGGAGGAAAUAGAUAAGUUGAGGCGCUAAUACAAUGUUCAUAGUGAAGAGGAAUAAACGAAGUAACAAAAUAGAUAUUACUUGUUCAUAGUGCUCAAACAUUUUAUCUACUAUACACCGAGUUAUAAUUA